GUAACUAGCGCCCAACCAGCAAACGGCUACUAAACCGAUGGAAGGAAAGACUAUCUAGCGAUCUUAAACGCUUUCCCUGUGAUGUUAGAUAAGCUAGUAAAGUUAGUCAGAUAUAUUUGAGACUAUGACGGUUGACAAAAGCAGCGAUGUACCUGAAGCUGACUCGAAACAGCCUCAAAUCACUGCAACAACGGAGUACUGCGCUAAGUUGCAGCAGUGGAUGUGGCAGUAUUACUGGGGGUAUGCCAACUGGCAGAGCUGGUUGUCUCUGUCAGCCUUCCCGUUUCCACUGCCGUGCACGAGCACUCAAACACCGGGUGAACCUGCCUCGACCACAGGCAGUGGGCAGCAACUUUUUGACGUGCGGAACUGGUACAGCUAUCCGUAUCCUCUCAGUACACCUGCUUCCUCUUCUUCUCCUCCGGGUGGUGAGCAGAGAUCCACCGCAACGGAUGCCCGACCAGCCCAGCAGCAGAACGGGAAUCCAGCUCAGGCAGGACGUGAAUAUACAAUCCCCUCUCCUCUCCAGAGGUUCCUGGCAGAGACCGUGGACUUCUUCAUCCUGUUUUGUGUGAAGGCCACCAUUGUGUUGUGGAUCAUGCAUUUGAGUGGUAUGAAGGACAUUGCCAAGUUUAUCACCCACUUCAUUGUCGAGGAGAUAGAUGAGAACACAUCUAUCGAGGAUCUGCAGAAGAUGAUGGCUGUCGCUCUGGUUUAUAGAGUACUAGUGUGCGUCUAUGAGACCAUCUGUAUUUGGGGAGCUGGUGGUGCCACUCCAGGGAAGUUCCUGCUCGGUCUGCGGGUGGUGACAUGUGACACGUCCACUCUGGUUCGACCCAACCGUGUACUUGUGGUCCCAGCAUCUCAUGUCUCCCUCUCUGCCUCCACGGUGCGGGCGUUGAACAAGAAUUUCUCCAUUGCUUUCCUCUUUCCCGUCUUCAUCACACUCCUGUUUUUUCAGCACAACAGGACUGUAUACGACAUUGUGGCAGGCACCAUAGUUGUCCAGCGCAGAGGGGCCAGAUAGCCUGUUCUCCAGCGACUGAUAAUCCUACUUUUGGUUGGUUAAUGUCAGAGAACAACACAUCCGUGUCCAAUAAGCAUCCAGACAAUUGAAACUUGAAUCAGAUUUACUUGCACUAAAAUGAGUGAUGCAGUGGCUCCUGACUUCGCUGGAUUGAAGUUAAACUGCACUUUAAAAAUAACAUGUGUUUAGAUAUAGGAAUAGUUUGGGGAAAAUCAAAAACAUUACAUCUUUUUAUUGUAGGGCAUUCGGUUUUGAUUACUGAUCUAACUGAUGCAGAUGUUUGGACACAUGUUGAAGUAUUGUGAGUUCUGACCAUUUAUAAAUUAUAUGAAUCUCAAAAAGGGUGCUGUCAUGAAACAUUUAGAGACUUCAAUUCACAAGAUGGGAAUUUUGAUAUGUGUGAAAUGUCACAAUAAAUGAGUUAUUUAUUGUGAAUGUGAAAGUGUCUGUUGGUAGGGUUUACUGUUAACUUUGGCGACCCCUAGUGGCCGAAGCAGAGAAGCUCUGAAGAGACCCACUAUGCAUUAUUUUCUUCUUUUUGUUGAGGAAGUAUUGGCUGGUCAGAUGUUUGGUCCGCUAAUGUUGUUACAUUGUGAUUGUUCUUAUGCUAUCACAGUGAAGUAAACAAGAUCAGAUUUAUUUAUUUCCAUUAACUGUGCCUAUGAAUGCUUUAAAGUAUUGUUUUGAAUGGUGAAAUGUGACAGUAGACCUUGUUAGGUUUAAAUAUAAGAAAUAUAUCCAUUUUAUGCUUAUGUUUAGUCAUUUUUGUGACUCAGGGCAACUCAUAGCCUCACAGAUAUUUGUCUCAAUUAAUUACAAAGAUAAAAUGCACAAUGUGAGACUUGUAUUAAAUAUUAUUCAUGAUUUAUUCAAAUCACAGUUUAAGUGUUAUCAAUAUCAUUUUUAUCUGUUAAUUAUUUGUGUUUUUAUCUCAUCAAUAUCCUAUUCCUCAGCUCUACCUGCCUCCAUAAUUACACUGAAAUAAAACCGGUGGCAUAAAUCAAAGAUCCAGAGGAUAGGAAUUAUGAAAAGAA
This is a messenger RNA of Melanotaenia boesemani (Boeseman's rainbowfish), 2061 nucleotides long. RefSeq names its product family with sequence similarity 8 member A1a (gene fam8a1a). The record is from RefSeq and is a predicted model, not a curated record. Lineage: Eukaryota; Metazoa; Chordata; Actinopteri; Atheriniformes; Melanotaeniidae. The transcript is spliced from 5 exons. Bases 125 to 1027 code for a protein of 300 amino acids.